Molecule: messenger RNA, 1089 nt
Organism: Fonsecaea monophora
Lineage: Eukaryota; Fungi; Ascomycota; Eurotiomycetes; Chaetothyriales; Herpotrichiellaceae
Exons: 3
Coding region: 1-1089 (362 amino acids)
Biological process (GO): DNA-templated transcription
Molecular function (GO): zinc ion binding; DNA binding
Source: RefSeq, a predicted model, not a curated record
AUGGACUGCGCCCAAACCCCCUCUCCACCUCACAAAGCUCCUGCGAAACGGGUGUCCCUGGCGGGAGGCUUGACCCGGGCGGCUCUGGCGGCACGACGAAACCUGGUAGGAGCUAGUUCUCCUGCUACUGCGCUGGAGUCCGGCAUCAGUAUUGUCUCGGCCUUGUCUGAAAAUGACCAGAGAAAUACAGGAGAAGAGAGAGCACAGCAUCUCGAGACUAUAAGCUCGAACCUCAUCAGUCCCAAUAUCGAUGCCCUCGUCCAUCUCUACUACAGACACUUCCACAAAUUCCAUCCCCUGGCUGUCCCCCUUCGGCACCUCGAAAGAUUGUUGACGCUGGGCACCACCAAGCUGAACUUUCACCCUUUGCUCGCCGUGAUGCGCUUCAUCGGCUCACUGUAUGCCCACUCAGUCAACUCUGACGAGCUGAAAGCAAUUGCGACUGACGCUAUCCUCGAACUGUCGUCGCAAACCCCACCGAGCCCUGUCCUGGCACAAUGUUAUCUCUUGCAGUCGAUUUCCCUUCACUGGUGUGACGAGCUGGACCGAGCACAGGAAAUGAUGGACGCUGCGAUUCGUAUCGCCCUUCAACUUUCCAUGAAUCAGGCCGACUUCGCUGUGGACCAUGGCGAGGGUGACCCGGUCGUCGAAGAGAGCUGGAGGAGGACGUGGUGGCAGAUCUACAUCAUUGACGCCCACUACGCAGCCAUAAGGCAUGCUCCGACUUUUACAACCAACGAGGUGGAAAUGACGACGGAACUACCCUGUGAUGAGGAGGGAUACGAAUCGGGGAUGAUUCCGACCCCUUGGACGCUUGCUGAUUUCGAUACCCGCGAGUUUGCAUCUGAUGAUCUCGUUUUCCCAUCAUUUGCCUAUCUUAUCGGCGCCGUCCGUGGGAUCGCAUCCUCAAUAAGCAGAUUCCUGGCAACUGUGGCUAGAUCGGGGCAUUCGUUGAGCGUCUUUGAGGUCGUAGACGUUGCCAUUGACGGGUGGUUGCUCUCGCUCCCGGAAACGAAGCAAGUCACUGCAUCUGCUGGAGGCGAAAUUGACGAACAUAUGUUCCAAGCACAUAUGGCGAUUCACGCGUGA